Messenger RNA from Macroventuria anomochaeta, 998 nucleotides. RefSeq lists its product as uncharacterized. The transcript has a single exon. Lineage: Eukaryota; Fungi; Ascomycota; Dothideomycetes; Pleosporales; Didymellaceae. Bases 108 to 740 code for a protein of 210 amino acids. The record is from RefSeq and is a predicted model, not a curated record.
AUUACUGCUCUCGCGAACACCUCUCCGCCGAUGAAGCCGCAAAUGCGCAGGGCCGCCGUAUUUGAGUGGUUUGGCGGUUGCUGAUCAGGGUUGCCUCCAUCUGAAACAUGCUCAUGUGCCACCGGAUGACUCUACUUCUCUUCCAUGUCCACACCACUCGCACUGAUCACGAAGGCGACCGGGAGGUGUUUGCAAUGCCACUCAAGGUCAUUGGAAAGGCUCGAUGGGAUCCUUGGAUAACCUCGCUGGAAGGUAUACUGCAUGUCUUGAGCUGCGAUAUGUGCAGGAAGAGUAUUGCACUCUUGAGUCUAGUACUGGCCUGGCUGGUAGAAGGCAGUACUGCCCCACACCAUGUUGUAUUCUCCAAGCUGACCAAUAUCCCAUGCCUGCCUGUCCAAAUACACAAGAAUGUUCUUCGGCCGAAACCCAAACCCAAGAGGCAAUGGGUAUAUCGACGGCUUGGCAGAGAUUAUAAGAUCGUCGACCUUCACUGCGUCCAUCACGCUCAUCCUCACACUCGACUCGCCGUUCCCCCUCGAAUCGCUCACCCUGGAUGCGACCUCAAUGCAUUACGGACGCAGGAUGAAAAGCCACAGAAGCCCUCAGUAUACGGUGGAGAGGAUACAGGCAGGUUAUUCGAGGAUGAAGAGCUUCGGCUACACGUAUACCGAAUGGACAGGCAGCUACGCCCUGAUAUCGAGGAUGUAGAGAGGCAAGCGGUCGGCUCAACUACAGGUUGAAGCACAUGUUGCAGGAGCCAGAUGGUCGGGGUCAUGCGGAGAUGAUGGACGCUUUGAGGCAGCACUGCAGGUUCUCAUGUUACGAGAACGCUGAAAGAGUCAAGCUGGUAGCCACCUUCCUGGGGUAGUCUGCGUGUCCCAUUGGGGUACUUGAGACUAUUGAAGUCAUUCAAAUAGAAGAAUGACACACCACUCUCUGCUCGACAGCCUCCUGCAUGCUUCGUUUAGUGGCCUAGUCGCUUCUGUCGUAAUAUGGGA